This is a messenger RNA of Musa acuminata subsp. malaccensis (wild Malaysian banana), 1307 nucleotides long. Its product is annotated as dehydration-responsive element-binding protein 2B. The record is from RefSeq and is a predicted model, not a curated record. Gene Ontology annotation, biological process: response to stress; positive regulation of DNA-templated transcription. Lineage: Eukaryota; Viridiplantae; Streptophyta; Magnoliopsida; Zingiberales; Musaceae. Gene Ontology annotation, molecular function: DNA-binding transcription factor activity; transcription cis-regulatory region binding. Gene Ontology annotation, cellular component: nucleus.
CGCGGAAGCCUCUCGUCUUCUAUAUAAGUAUCUUCGUCCCCGAACCCCCACGCCUCUCGGAGCGCGCGAGCAUGGCGAUGGAACAGGAAAGGAAAAAGCGACAACCACGAAGGGGGCAUGAUGGUCCCAAUUCUGUGGCAGAAACUAUUGCUCGAUGGAGAGAGCACAACGGUCAACUGGAUGCCGAUAAUUGUGUCCGUCGAGCACCGGCAAAAGGUUCAAAGAAAGGUUGUAUGAAAGGCAAAGGAGGUCCAGAUAAUCCAAACUGCCAAUACCGUGGUGUCAGGCAGCGAACAUGGGGCAAAUGGGUCGCUGAGAUCCGAGAACCCAAUCGUGGUAAUCGACUGUGGUUAGGCACCUUCCCAACUGCGCUGGAAGCUGCUGUUGCUUAUGACGAAGCUGCAAGAGCUAUGUAUGGACCUUAUGCCCGUCUCAACUUGCCCGAACGUUAUGGUGAUAGUCAACUUGGUGCAACUAAUGGAUCAUGCGAAUCCUGCAUGACGUCGCAUCAGUCUCAUUCGGAUGUCGGUAUUUCAAGCUCAGGGGAAACCGAGGUGAUACCAAAAAUCGAGAAGACGGAUGAGCGGGACAAUGGACUAUCAUCAUCAGGCAAUCACAAGAUUGAGCAUUCUCAACCUGGAUAUUGGAAUGAGGAUUUCCCUAUAGAUGAAAUUUUCUUGGAAGCAUUGUUAGAGGGGAUGGAUGCUGAUUGCACCGGUACUUAUCACCAAAUUGGCAUGGGUGACGGUGAUGCUUAUCAGCGACGCGGUGAUGUCUCGGAUUUCCCAUUCCACCCUCAGAACGCCGACGCCGAGAUGCUUGGGGCUUUCCCUCACAUAGAUGAAGGCCUAAAUGGUUUUGAUCCCGAUGACUAUUUCUUAUGGCCUAUCGAAGGAGACUAAGAAUGUGGAUUGGCUGAGGAGUGAAAGUUACUCUGGAGCUCUUCAAAGAAGGAUUUCAGCUUUGACAUUCUUACUUGCAGAGUUCACUCUGUGGGUGGCAUAUGCAUGCGUUAGCAUUAGUCCACCCUUCUGGUGAUAUACUUUCUAUGUAUAGUAGAAUGACACUAUUUUGGAUAUAGUUCAUUGAAGCUGGCUGGUUCUCCAUAGGUUUGGAAAUGAGGGAACAAAGCUUCAUCCUCUAGUUUUGCUGACCUGUUCAUAUCCCUUCCCUUUACCUUGAAACCUUAUCCUUGUUAGAGAUAUCAAAGAGGAUCAAACAUGAAAGUGUAAAGCAUUUGCUGUUUUUAGAACUUCAGAAUAUCAUGUGCAUAUUUGAGGAUGUUGUUAAUAUUAAGAGUUCUGAUC